Molecule: messenger RNA, 3820 nt
Organism: Dicentrarchus labrax (European seabass)
Lineage: Eukaryota; Metazoa; Chordata; Actinopteri; Moronidae
Gene: atp1b2a
Product: ATPase Na+/K+ transporting subunit beta 2a
Exons: 9
Coding region: 324-1217 (297 amino acids)
Biological process (GO): sodium ion export across plasma membrane; intracellular potassium ion homeostasis; intracellular sodium ion homeostasis
Cellular component (GO): sodium:potassium-exchanging ATPase complex
Molecular function (GO): ATPase activator activity
Source: RefSeq, a predicted model, not a curated record
GGAGUGACGUCAGAGGCGGGGAGGAGGUCUACCGCAGUGACAGCGACCUGUCUCUCUCUCUGUGUCUGUCUCUCUCUUUCUGUCUCUCUCUUUCUGUCUCUCUCUCUGUCUCUCUCUCUGUCUGUCUGUCUGUCUGUUGUACCAUCCUGCCAUCACCCGCCGGAUUAUCGAUACUCUGAUCGAUUAUUAACUGCACGUUCCAGCGGCGGGAGGCUCGCGCGCUCAGACCGACACAGACCGACCUCCAUCUUCAUCCUCUCAUCCUCUUCAUCCUCUCAUCAUCUUCAUCCUCUCAUCAUCUUCAUCCUCUCAUCCUCUUCAUCAUGUCCGGAACCAAGGACGAGGACCGCAAAGCCUCCAGCGAGUGGCGGGAAUUCUUCUGGAACCCGCGAACGCACGAGCUCAUGGGCCGAACCGCCUCGAGCUGGGGUCUCAUCCUGCUCUUCUACCUGGUCUUCUACCUGUUUCUGGCGGGAAUGUUUGUUCUCACCAUGUACAUCAUGCUGCUGACGCUGGACGACUACAAACCCACCUGGCAGGACCGCCUGGCCACUCCAGGGAUGAUGAUUCGUCCGAAGGGCGAUCAGCUGGAGAUCAGUUUCUCGGUCUCAGACACUGAGAGUUGGGACGGCUUCAUCCAAAACCUCAACACCUUCCUCUCUCCGUACAACGACAGCUACCAGGUUCAGACCAACGAUAACUGUCCUCCAGAUCAAUACUUCAUUCAGGAGGACAGUGGAGAGGUCAGGAACAAUCCCAAGCGUUCCUGUCAGUUUAAUCGGACCAUGCUGGAGGACUGUUCUGGGAUUUCGGAUCGUUUCUAUGGUUACAACAGAGGUCAGCCCUGCGUCCUCAUCAAACUGAACCGGGUAAUCGGGAUGUUGCCGGGGAAGGACGGUCAGUCUCCAUAUGUCACCUGUGGAGCCAAGAGGUACAAAGUGGAUAAAGACGAGUGGAGGGAGGACAGUGAUAAAAUUGGACCUCUGGCAUAUUUUCCUCCCAAUGGAACCUUCAACCUAAUGUACUAUCCAUACUACGGCAAGAAAGCUCAGGUGAACUACACUCAGCCGCUGGUGGCCGUGAAGUUCCUGAACGCCUCUCUGAACACGGACAUCAACGUGGAGUGUAAAAUCAACUCCAACACUCUGGCUGAAGGCAGCGAGAGAGACAAGUUCGCUGGACGGGUGUCCUUCAAACUACGAAUCAACGACAAAUAGACACACACACACUCACACACUCACACACACACACACACACACACACACUCACACACACCGACUCACACUCACUCACACACACACACACAGUAACACACACACUCACUCACACACACACACACGCACUCACACGCACUCAUACACACGCACUCACACACACACACACACGCACUCAUACGCACUCACACACACACACUUACUUACACACACACUCACACGCACUCACACGCACACACUCACACACGCACUCACACACACACUCACACGCACUCACAUGCACACACUCACACACACACUCACACACACACACGUUGAAGCUGCAGUAAUCUGGUGUUUCCGUCCUCAAUCUGUCCUUUAACGUAGAAUCAUGUCAUGAUGCGUUCACUGACCCUCUGAAUUGCCAGCUUUAGUUACAGUCUGUUUAUUGUGUUUGGUAUUUCCUCUGAGCCUCAGUGCAGCUUUAACUCUGACCCUGAAACCGACCAAUCAGCACGCACACACGCUCUGAUGUCACUGCCACUGAGGAAGGAGUGAAGAACGACAGGCGAUCACAUCGAUGGAUGAAGCUAAGACCAAGUUAUUGAUCGCAUAGCACUGUGUUUACUGAUGGACGGUUUAUGUGUUCUUUUCAUUUAUUUAUUACUUGUUUAUUUAUUUAUUUAUUUAUUGAUUUGGUUAUUGAUGAUGACUCAAAGUCAGCUGAGUUUAGAUUACAGGUACGAUGAGCUCUGAUUGGCUUUUCAGAAACUGGUUUAUAGGUCCCUGCACAUCCUGGAGAACCUGGAGAAACCUGGAAAACCUGAUGUUGUUAAUCAGCUCAGCAACUAAAGUACAACUUACAAGAAACCAGUUCAGGAACCAGGACUAGUUCAGAUAUCAGCUCUUAAACCAGUUCACAAGGAACCAGGACUAGUUCAGAUAUCAGCUCUUAAACCAGUUCAGGAACCAGGACUAGUUCAGAUAUCAGCUCUUAAACCAGUUCACAAGGAACCAGGACUAGUUCAGAUAUCAGCUCUGAAACCAGUUCAGGAACCAGGACUAGUUCAGAUAUCAGCUCUGAAACCAGUUCAGGAACCAGGACUAGUUCAGAUAUCAGCUCUGAAACCAGUUCAGGAACCAGGACUAGUUCAGAUAUCAGCUCUGAAACCAGUUCAGGAACCAGGACUAGUUCAGAUAUCAGCUCUUAAACCAGUUCAGAAGAACCAGGACUAGUUCAGAUAUCAGCUCUUAAACCAGUUCACAAAGAACCAGGACUAGUUCAGAUAUCAGCUCUUAAACCAGUUCAGGAACCAGGACUAGUUCCGAUAUCAGCUCUUAAACCAGUUCAGGAACCAGGACUAGUUCAGAUAUCAGCUCUUAAACCAGUUCACAAAGAACCAGGACUAGUUCAGAUAUCAGCUCUUAAACCAGUUCAGGAACCAGGACUAGUUCAGAUAUCAGCUCUUAAACCAGUUCAGGAACCAGGACUAGUUCAGAUAUCAGCUCUUAAACCAGUUCACAAGGAACCAGGACUAGUUCAGAUAUCAGCUCUUAAACCAGUUCAGGAACCAGGACUAGUUCAGAUAUCAGCUCUGAAACCAGUUCAGGAACCAGGACUAGUUCAGAUAUCAGCUCUGAAACCAGUUCAGGAACCAGGACUAGUUCAGAUAUCAGCUCUGAAACCAGUUCAGGAACCAGGACUAGUUCAGAUAUCAGCUCUUAAACCAAUUCAGGAACCAGGACUAGUUCAGAUAUCAACUCUUAAACCAGUUCAGGAACCAGGACUAGUUCAGAUAUCAGCUCUGAAACCAGUUCAGGAACCAGGACUAGUUCAGAUAUCAGCUCUGAAACCAGUUCAGGAACCAGGACUAGUUCAGAUAUCAGCUCUUAAACCAGUUCAGGAACCAGGACUAGUUCAGAUAUCAGCUCUUAAACCAGUUCACAAAGAACCAGGACUAGUUCAGAUAUCAGCUCUUAAACCAGUUCAGGAACCAGGACUAGUUCAGAUAUCAGCUCUGAAACCAGUUCAGGAACCAGGACUAGUUCAGAUAUCAGCUCUGAAACCAGUUCAGGAACCAGGACUAGUUCAGAUAUCAGCUCUUAAACCAGUUCAGGAACCAGGACUAGUUCAGAUAUCAGCUCUUAAACCAGUUCAGGAACCAGGACUAGUUCAGAUAUCAGCUCUGAAACCAAUUCAGGAACCAGGACUAGUUCAGAUAUCAGCUCUUAAACCAGUUCAGGAACCAGGACUAGUUCAGAUAUCAGCUCUUAAACCAGCUGACUGAACCUACAGCCAAUCAGAUGCUCGUUAGUUAAUUAGAUGAAUAAGUCAUAAUAAUAAGUUAGUGGAGUUAGUUAACGUGGUAGGAAGUCGUUAAUCGUUCCGUGUUUAUUUUGUUUACUGUUGAUUUGUUUACUUGUUUAUUAUUGUCAUUGUGGGGCUGAGCAUGGCAACUGUUACCAUGACAACCAGGCACACACCUCACCUUCGUCUUCCUUUAAAGAGUGACCGGCCAAUCAGAAGGUCCCGCUGUAUGAUGUCAUAUGAUAUUUGUCAUUGGUUGAUUUCUCCUGCCUGAAAAUGUCCUUGUGUUUAACAACAAAUAAAAACAAAGAAACAAAAA